GACAUGUUGAAGAAACUGAAGACGAGCGGGGUCAGAUCGGGAAUCCCCAGGAGAUACGUUUUGACUUAUGAGCUUUAUGGCCUGCUGACCAACAAGGUCAGAGAUGUGCUUGAUCAGAUGGAUGAGAUCUCCCAGUCAGAGGUUCAGAAAGCAAACCUCUCAGUGAAGAUGCAGGGUGAGGGUGACAUUGAUGCAUCUUCGAUAGCCAAAGCUGUUGGCAGGGAGAAUGACGAAGAUUUCAUCAUGAAGCUGCAGUCCGCGGCUGAGACGGCCAACCAGCCAGAACCAGAAGAGGAGGAGGAUGGGAAGCAUGACCAGGUCGCGGGCGAAAUUGAGAAGCUUCUCACGAGAGAUGAACUGAAAGAACUGCUGAAAAACGUCAUAUCUGGACUGGACCGCUUCCGCUGGCAAGACAUGGCGAACGAAUUCAAGAAGUGGCUAACCGUGGGAGAGACCUCAGACAACGUCAUGCGUCGCCUCUUGGAAGACACGGCAAAGCUCUUAGCAAAGUGCUUGCAGCAUGCUGGGGGUGUGUACUGCAAAUGGCGAGAAGUGUUGCCAGUGCUGCCAGGCUUUUUCAUCGAAGAAGAGUUUGAGCAGCUUGGAUCGGGACGAGGAAGGAUUACAGUUUUUGGCAAUAUGGAGACAGAGUCUGCAUUCGUAGACUCGCAACCGACAACGACGACUGUGAACAUGUCUGACAUGGAGAAGGUGAGACAUCAUUGUUUCCAGUGA
Molecule: messenger RNA, 735 nt
Organism: Symbiodinium pilosum
Lineage: Eukaryota; Dinophyceae; Suessiales; Symbiodiniaceae
Source: the annotation of a GenBank genome assembly